AUGGCCGACGUCCCAGCCGAGUGCAACAUCAAAGUGCUGUGUCGCUUUCGUCCUCUCAACCAGUCCGAGAUCGUUCGGGGGGACCUCUUCUUGCCCAAAUUCCAAGGAGAUGACACCGUCCUCGUCGGGGGCAGGUCCUACGCGUUUGAUCGAGUUUUUCCGACCAACACCACCCAGGAACAAGUCUACAACACCUGUGCUAAGCAGAUUGUUAAGGAUGUGUUGGGUGGCUACAAUGGCACCAUCUUUGCGUAUGGACAAACCUCUUCUGGCAAGACUCACACCAUGGAGGGCAAGCUGCACGACCCUCACCAGAUGGGCAUCAUCCCUCGCAUUGCAGAGGACAUCUUCAAUCACAUCUUUGCCAUGGACGAAAACCUGGAAUUCCACAUCAAGGUUUCAUAUUUUGAAAUCUACAUGGACAAAAUCCGUGACUUGCUGGAUGUGACCAAAACUAACCUGUCCGUCCACGAGGAUAAGAACCGUGUGCCAUAUGUCAAGGGGUGCACUGAGCGCUUUGUCUCCAGCCCGGAUGAGGUGAUGGACUUGAUUGAUGAGGGCAAAUCAAACCGCCAUGUUGCUGUUACCAACAUGAAUGAACACAGCUCUCGCAGUCACAGCAUCUUCCUGAUCAACAUCAAGCAGGAGCACGUGGAGACGGAGCAGAAGCUUUGUGGCAAACUCUAUCUGGUGGACCUGGCAGGAAGCGAGAAGGUCAGUAAGACGGGGGCUGCAGGAGCAGUACUGGAUGAGGCCAAAAACAUCAACAAGUCUCUGUCAGCUCUGGGAAAUGUCAUCUCGGCCUUGGCCGAGGGCACGAAAAGCCACGUGCCAUACCGUGACAGCAAAAUGACGCGGAUCCUGCAGGACUCUCUUGGCGGGAAUUGUCGCACCACCAUGUUCAUUUGCUGCUCACCCUCCAGCUAUAACGACGCCGAGACUAAGUCCACACUGAUGUUUGGACAACGUGCUAAGACUAUUCGAAACACGGCCUCCAUCAACUUGGAACUGACAGCUGAGCAGUGGAAGAAGAAGUACGAGAAAGAGAAGGAGAAGAACAAGACUUUGAAGGACAGCAUCCAAAAGCUGGAGGCUGAGCUCAACCGCUGGAGGAAUGGAGAGGAUGUACCCGAGACGGAGAGGACCCAACCGGAGAUUGUGACCCGUUAUGAGUCGGUGGAAGAGCGUCCCAUCCUGGAUAAUGACACCUCUUCCAUUGUGGUCCGAAUUUCCGAGGAGGAGCGCCAGAAAUACGAAGAGGAGAUCCGCAAACUGUACAAGCAAUUGGACGACAAGGAUGAUGAGAUCAACCUGCAGUGUCAGCUGGUGGAGAAACUGAAGCAGCAAAUGUUGGAUCAGGACGAGCUCUUGGCGUCUUCGCGUGGCGACGGCGACAAGGUGCAGGCGGAGCUCGGCAGGCUGCAAGUGGAAAGCGACUGCGCCAAGGCCGAGGUGAAGGAGGUGCUGCAGGCUCUGGAGGAGCUGGCUAUCAACUAUGACCAAAAGAGCCAGGAGGUGGAGGAGAAAGGUCUGCAAAACCAGCUGCUGGCUGAUCAGCUGGCCCAGAAAAUGUCGAGUCUGAUGGAGCUGGAGGCGGAGCUGUCUCGCAUGCAGGAAGUGAGCGGUCAGCAGAGGAAGCGUAUCGCCGACGUCCUUAAUGGACUGAUGAGGGACCUGAGUGAGUUCAGCUCCAUUGUGGGCAAUGGUGAAAUCAAGCUGCCGGUGGAGAUCAGCGGCGCCAUCGAGGAGGAGUUUACGGUAGCUCGUCUGUACAUCAGCAAGAUCAAGUCGGAGGUGAAGAGCAUGGUGAAGCGUUGUCGGCAACUGGAGAACAUGCAGCUGGAGUGCCACCGCAAGAUGGAGGAGACUGGGAGGGAGCUCUCCUCUUGCCACCUCCUCAUCUCUCAGCAUGAGGCAAAAAUCCGCUCCCUGACCGAGUACAUGCAGAGCGUGGAGCACAAGAAGAGACUUCUGGAGGAAAGUCACGACUCUCUGAGCGAAGAGUUGGCCAAGCUGCAAGACCAAGAUAAUUCCCUUCUGGAGGAGAAAGAUGGAGAGAAAGGAGAGAGUGAAGAUGGAAAUGUGAAGAAGAUUAGCCGCCAGCAGGGCGAGUCUCAUCGCGGCCUCCAUCACAAGCAGCUGGCACGUCUGCGUGAUGAGAUUAAUGAGAAGCAGAGGCUCAUCGACGAACUCACGGAUCGUAAUUCCAAGAUGGAGCUGGAGUUGGCUCAGGUUCGCUCCGACUUUGAACGUCUGAAAAGUCAGGAUACCUCCAAGAGCGAGCGCCUGGAGGAGCUCUCAUUCCUGCACGAGCGCCAUGAGCAGACUAAACAGGACCUGAAGGGUCUGGAGGAGACUGUUGCCCGUGAGCUCCAGACCCUCCACAACCUUCGCAAGCUGUUUGUUCAAGACCUCACGUCGCGGGUUAAAAAAAGUUCCGAAAUGGAACCUGAUGAUAGCGGGGGGUCUUGCACCCAGAAGCAGAAGAUUUCCUUUCUUGAGAAUAACCUGGACCAACUUACAAAGGUUCACAAACAGCUGGUUCGUGACAAUGCAGAUCUGCGUUGUGAGCUUCCAAAGCUGGAGAAACGUCUUCGGUCUACUGCUGAGAGAGUUAAGGCCCUGGAGACUGCACUGAGGGACGCUAAGGAGGGCGCCAUGAUGGACCGCCGUCGCUACCAGCAGGAAGUCGACCGCAUCAAGGACGCCAUGAGGGCCAAAAACGCCAUGCGACGCCCUCAUGCCGCGCAGAUUGCCAAGCCCGUGAGGCCCAAGCAAAUGCCCGUCUGCUCUCCCAGCAACCCAUUCUACUCGUACAUCCGGGCCACUGAGCACGCCAACACCUUCAGCAAUGCCGUCUUUCAGAGCAACAUGACGCCGAGCAACUCCGCAAGCAUCAACUGCAACCCGAACUCUGUUGAAACCAACACGGUUUCCACAGCACUGGGCUACAGAGCAGGCAGAUAUAAUGGUGACAUACUGGAAUCCUUCCCACUUAACAUUGAGAACGGAAACGGCAUCAGUGACACAAGAGACAUCAAUGACAACAGGAGUGAUGCGCACUGUGGCAGCGAGGUGGACGAUUCAAAUAGACAUUUCGUCGUUCACCAGGAAACGGCUGCAAGUUAAUACCGAGGUGAUGACCAAACACUGUACAUGUCUGAGGACCCGCACCCUGCUCCCCACCAAUCUGCAUGCAGCCUUUCUCUCCGUUCCUCUAGCGCAUCGCCAAUGAUGAUGAUGACGAUAGUGAUCGAUAGCUUUGUAGUCUUUUAAGUAGAUGAAGCUCCUCCUCUUUCUUCUUCUAGCGCAACCCAUUUACUUCUAUAGGCGGACGGCAGCCAAUUCAGUCAAUGUAGGAUUUAUUUAUUUUUUUGUAAAUAUAAAACGCUACAGUCCCUCAGCUAAUCAAAUUGUCCCUGGAAUAUUUUGGACUCCGACUUUUGCAAAAAGGUUGUGCUUUAUACUCAAGUUGAGGGUUUUGACCAGCAUCUUUUAUGUUCAUGUAUAACUUCCGCCUGCACAUGUCGUCUUCUUAAAGGGCCUCAUGUGGUAGCCUAAUGACAAAUAGUGCCACAGUGUCCAUAAUGCUUGCACCCAACAAAGUAGCCCCCCCACAUACAAACACGCAGCAUGCAUGUCACUUAGCGGGCUAGCUUCCAAAUAUUUGCAUGUGUUGUGAUUCCAGUCAGGAGUGAACCAUCUGAUUGCCCUGAAGACAUAACAGAAAGGGAAAAGGCUGCUUUUAUGCUAUUUGGCAUCACAGACCAAAUUCAAAUUUUUGUCUUACCUGCUUUGGAUACACGUCAGUAUACGCAGAAAAAAAAUCCACAUGCAAUCGAAAGCAGAUUGGAUGUACUAUAGGCAUGAAAUUGGAAUUGGGCAAAAGACCUACAGUCUAAAUCCAGCCAAGGAGUGCUUUUCAACAUCCCUGACCUGGUACCGGUGCUUUGUUUAAAGUCGACAUCUGAGUUGUUGUCUUCACGUCACAUCAAGUAAUUGCGCUCAAAGGGCAAGACAAGAAUAGACCAGCAAAUCAUUUAGUAUGUACUUUAAUAUUGUGAUGCUUCAGUUUGUUGCCACUGUACGGUGCAUCCACUGCUGCCGAUAUUCACUCUGUUCAAUGUUUACUGUUUUGGAGAAGUGCAAAGACUAGACUUCAUCAUCAAUGUAUAUUCUUUGGAAAAUAUUAGCCGGAAAUUGGAUCCCACGAGCAUCCCAGAACUUUCCUCUUAUUUGGUGUUCCUGUCUUUAAUCGAGAACCAGUUAAAGUCGAAUGCUGAGAGAACCGUUGCAAGGAAGUCCCCAGCUGAGCAGUCACCAGUCUGGUUUGGACCAACAGGAGUGUGUUUGUUGUAUUAGCUGUGAUUCUUCCGUCAUAAAUCCUGACCAGCCAAUCAGGAGAGAGGAACACUGCAGUUUGUAAGUGAACAGAGGCAUGCGGCUUUAGCUCGAUGUCUGAAUUAAAGAACACACCAAAUUCUACACAUUCACACAUACGGCUCUUCUAUAUGUCUGAAUUGUGUCAUCAAGAUUCAUACACCUAUUCAAAAACACAAAAUAAGAUUUGACAUACUCCAUCUCAUGUCACUACACAUAUGAAGAAAUGCAAUCGUGCUUCAGCCUGGUCAGAGCCUGCAGUUUGUGUCUAAGCAGACCCUCUAUUUGACAUCGUGUUUCAAAUUUCAUCUAUUGUAUGUGAAGACGAUAUGUUGUAGGAAAUGGGCGUGUACAUUAUUGUCAUCUGCUAAUUCCACUGUCUGGUUUCAACAUAUCUUUUAUACAUAUAUAUAGUAUAUACAUAGUUUACAUGUGCUAUUUAUUGUUCAUCUUGUAAUUAAAGACUAUAGUGAUCUGCAAGAGAACGUUACACUGGAAAUCUAAAAUAUUUGUUAUACGGUAUUUAUUUCUGUAGGCCUGUCCUGUAGCGUUGACAUCCUAUGAUAACCACUGUGCAAGACUCCUGUAUGUAAAUACACAUAUGUACCCCAAUGUAUGUGAGCCAUUGUGUUGUCGUUAAAAAAAAUUCAAUAAACUUGGAGAAAAAGACUCAAGUGA
Molecule: messenger RNA, 5058 nt
Organism: Syngnathus acus (greater pipefish)
Lineage: Eukaryota; Metazoa; Chordata; Actinopteri; Syngnathiformes; Syngnathidae
Gene: kif5aa
Product: kinesin family member 5A, a
Exons: 29
Coding region: 1-3129 (1042 amino acids)
Biological process (GO): microtubule-based movement
Molecular function (GO): microtubule motor activity; microtubule binding; ATP binding
Source: RefSeq, a predicted model, not a curated record